This is a messenger RNA of Paramecium sonneborni, 885 nucleotides long. The record is from the annotation of a GenBank genome assembly. Lineage: Eukaryota; Ciliophora; Oligohymenophorea; Peniculida; Parameciidae.
CAUUAACUUUUAAUUAUGAUCAAUCUUAUAGAAGAAUAAGUCGAUAAAGAACCAAUUCUUCAUUAGGUUUCUUAAAUGAAGAACUUUCUCCUUAAUCAUAUUAAUCAGAAAAUAGUAUUUGUUACAUCAGGGGGAACAUCAGUGCCUUUAGAAUAAAAUACUGUCAGAUCUAUAGAAAACUUUUCAUCUGGUCUAAGAGGAGCAGCAUCAGCUGAAUAUUUCUUAAAAGAAGGCUUUGUUGUCGUCUAUUAUUAUAGAGAUAAGUGCUUAAGACCAUUUGCAAGACAUUUAAAUGUUUAGUAACUAAUUAAUGCUGAUCAGUAUUUAUAAAAUCAUUAAAAAUUUUUAGAUAAGAAUUACAAAAGCUUUAACAACUAUAAAAAAUUGAUAAAACAAACCUCUAUGAAAUAUCCUAUGUUUCUGUUAUGGAAUAUUUGUAUUUUAUUCUCAAAGCUAUGGAAAUAUUUAAAGAAUUAAAAUUAUAGUUGAUAGUGUAUUUAGCUAGUGCUGUAAGUGAUUAUUAUAUUCCAAAAUAAAUGAUGGCUUAACAUAAAAUCUAAGCAUAAGAUAAAUUAAAUUUAGAAUUAAUGCCAGUUCCUAAGAUUUUAGGGUUAAUUAGAGAAAUCUAUUAGGAAGCUACAAUUAUUUCAUUUAAAUUAGAAACUGAUUAGGAAAUUCUUAAUAAGAAAAUCUUAGAGUCUAUGAAAAAAUACAAUUUAGAAUAUGUAUAGAUUUAUAAUAAAAAAUUAGUGUGUUGGAAAUUUGUUAUAAAAUAGAAGAGAUUAAAUUGUAAUAUUUAAUAAAGGUCAGUUUAUUGAAAUACAAAGACAUAAGGAUGAAAUAGAAGAGUAAAUUAUUGAAUAUUUUAAAUAAAACAUCUAAUGA